This is a messenger RNA of Gigantopelta aegis, 4841 nucleotides long. Its product is annotated as platelet binding protein GspB-like. The transcript has 7 exons. The record is from RefSeq and is a predicted model, not a curated record. NCBI's taxonomy places the organism in Eukaryota, Metazoa, Mollusca, Gastropoda, Neomphalida, Peltospiridae. Bases 110 to 2506 code for a protein of 798 amino acids.
UUACGUAAACGUACAGUAGAGCAGUAAGCAGUAUGGCGAGUGAAGGCACACAUUAGAUCAGUGACCGAUUUGGCGUUUAAAUAUUGCCCACAGUAGAGCAGUAAACAUCAUGGCCUGUAAAGAUUGCUCUGUCCACCAUGAGCCCACGACCGACGCGGCGCCGUACAUUCGUAUGUGUUCGGAUCUGCUACAGGAAAUCAGCAAACUACAGAAGGAGAACAAGGACUUGCGAUGGAGCGUGUCUUGUCAUCGAGAAAACACAGAUGAUACCGACUGGCAAGCGGAUUGUUCUGAGAAAAGACACGCAACGGCAGACGAUCUGGGUAAAGGCAGAGUGGCGGAAUCAUCACACGCAGGCUACUCUGACACAGCAGGGCCGACAGGGCGCUAUUCGCCCGCGCCGACAGGGCGCUAUUCGCCCUGCGAGGAAUGUCAACGGAUUGAGACUGCAAAAGUCGAAUUUGACCAACAAAGUUGUUCAUCUCAAAACACGCCACUCUGGCGGAAGUCAGCGGCAAUACUGGAAUGUAAUGAGUGGAAAAACGAAUGGAAAAACGAGUGGAAAAACGAUUGGAAAAGCAACCGGAAGAACAAGGUGCAAGCGUCGUUUAAUACAAUUCGUUCUAUUCCGGAAGAUACCGAACCUGACACCGACACGAAAUUGUCACAAACAAACCGCUCGGUGUUUCCUAUGUAUGGGGAGGCAUCUGCAUCAGGCGGAUAUGACGAGCAAAAGAACAAUCACAGGAGUUUGGAGGCCGAUUCGUCAUCACUGGAGUCUCGAUCACCGAAAGUUUAUCUCAAGUCUGGGGUCCUCCAUCGUAAUAUGACAUCACCGGAGGACGACGUGAAAAAAGAAAAUGUAGGGUUUUUUCCCAUAGAACAGUAUCAAGAGGGCGUCAAUAGUGACGAAGGUUUCCGAAAAUCGUCUCGUUCACACUCGGCAGACCGAGAUAACAGAUAUACGAACAUUAGCGAAGGUGCGUGGAGGUAUCCUCGUUCCCACUCGGCAGACUCCCGAGUCACUCGCCAUCUGUCGAGGUCGGUGACGUAUGCAGAUGACCCCAUUCCAGAUAGCAGAUUCCUUGCGAAUUCGAGUCAUGAAAAGGCGAGAACUGUUCCAAUCUCGGCUCCCGUGACGUAUGCAGAUGACCUCAUUCCAGAUGGUAGAUGCCUUGCGAAUUCGAGUUAUCAAAAGGCGAGAACUGUUCCAACCUCGGCUCCCGUGACGUAUGCAGAUGAACCCAUUCCAGAUGGCAGAUUCCUUGCGAAUUCGAGUUAUCAAAAGUCGAGAACUGUUCCAACCUCGGCGUCCGUGACCUAUGCAGAUGACCCCAUUCCAGAUGGAAGAUUCCUUGCGAAUUCGAGUUAUCAAAAGUCGAGAACUGUUGCAACCUCGGCGUCCGUGACCUAUGCAGAUGACCCCAUUCCAAAUGGCAGAUUCCUUGCGAAUUCGAGUCAUCAAAAGGCGAGAACUGUUCCAACCUCGGCGUCCGUGACCUAUGCAGAUGAUCCCUUCCCAGAUGGCAGAAUCCUUUCGAAUUCGAGUCAUCAAAUGUCGAGAAGUGUUCCAAUCUCGACUACCUCGGCGUCCCCCCGUCAAGAUUUAAUUCAGCCAAUAUAUUCUAUAGAUUCCGAAAGGGUGUGUCGUUCUUUCUCGACUAAUCAAGAUGGCAGUCACCCUUCUGGAUUUCAUCGCGGAACACUUCCAUCACCGUCUCCGAAACGAAUGGUGUUCCAGUCUAACAUCACGACGGUGAGCGCCACAGAUCUAGAGGGAAGGGAAUCUCCAAUCAUGUCUAGAACCCUCUCCCUCAAACAGUCAGAAGGACGUCCUCUGUACGGAGAGUCAAGCUCGUUCACUCCAGGACCUGCCGUCGUCUCGUCCAAUUCCAUGGAGAAUACGGAGUUAACGUGGUCCUCGGCAGACGGCACCAACGUCUGCCGCAAGAGCUGGUCCACCACCGUGCACAGCACGAACGAGAUCCCCAAGACCGGCGAGGUGGACGAUGUCAUCCAGUCGUACCGCUGCAUCGGCGAGAUCGCCUUCCAACUGGAGCGCCGCAUCCUCGACUACGUCUUCAGGAGGAACGACCGACAUCGAUCCGGACUCUGCCACCGCAGGCGUUUCUAUGGUUACACCGUCAGCAACAUCCCGUCGAUGAUCUCGAAGGAGGCCGAGGACGCCCAAGGACGGUUCAGCCCGAAACGCGACGCGGAGAUCCGAAACCGCCUGGCUCGCAUCAUGGUCCACCUGGCUAGGCUAGGGUAUGACAUGCAGAAGCAUGGCCUGGUGGCGCAGAAGGUCAUCAACAAGUAUGGGCUUUUGAGUCGAAUCCCCGCCAAGAGCGCGGCGGACGCCUGUUGGAUAAACGACGAGUACAGUCUGCGCCGGCUGGUCACAAAACUCGUCGUUGAUGAGAGGGAGAGAUCGGAUGUUCGGAUUUUACUCCAGUGUCUGCUGCUGCUAGCGCGGGAAGAUGGAAAACCCAUAUUUCUGUGGUGAUAACUAAGGGAGAUGAGGAACGUUUGAUAAUACGUAAUAAUAACUAAGGGGAAUAAUCCAUCACCGUACUUAGGGUAAUCAAACGAACGGAAAGAUAUUUCUUUGGUGAUAACUAAGGGAGAUAACGAACUUUAUAUAUUACGUAAUAAUAACUAAGGGGAAUAAUCCAUCACCGUACUUAGGGUAAUCAAACGAACGGAAAGAUAGUAAGCCGAUAUUUAUUUGGUAAUAACUAAGGGAGACAACACUUAAAAAUAACCAAUGGGAAUAACUGUACUUGGGGUAAUGGCAAGAACGGAAAGAUAGCAAGCGGAUAUUUCUUUGGUGAUAACUAAGGGAGAUCACGAGCUUUUGAUAAUACGUUAUAAUAACCAAUGGGAAUAACUGUACUUACGGUAAUCAAAUGAACAAAAGGAUAGCAAACCCAUAUUUUUGGGUGAUAAUCAGGCCUAUUAAGGGAGAUAACGAACUUUUGAUAAUAGUUAAUAAUAACUAAGGGGAAUAACCCGUAACCGUACUUAUUGGUAAUUAACUGAUAAAGCAUAGAAAGAUAGAAAGCCGAUAUUUCUUUGGUGAUAACACAAGGAAAAAACGAACUUGUGAUAAUAUGUAAUAAUAACCCAUAGACAUACUUAGUGGUAAUCAACUGAUAACUAGGAUCUCCACGAGUACUCGAGUACUCGGGCACGGGUCUAGCAAGACUCGAGUCCGUUGACAGAACUCGAGUACCCGUGCAAGGAAGAGCACUCUCAUUUAAUUAUAUUUUUUAAAGUCAGUUUGCCAUAUGCUUGCCGCCUGUUACAUUAUAAGACAUGGAGGCAACCCAAAAGUCGCAUGUGUGGAAUGGAGUACAACGGCAUACUUUAGCAUCCAUGUUCAGCUCUCGAAUUAAAAUGCAUAAUACUGUUUUACUUUAUUCCUUAGUCUCAUUAUCAUCUAGUGUAGGUGUCGGGUACUCGGGUCCGGGUCGAGUUUGAUUCCCGAGUAUUCGAGUACAAUAUUUUGGACUCGUGGAGGCCCUACUGAUAACGCAUGGAAAGUUGGAAAACCUAUAUUUCUUUGAUUAUAACUAAUGAAAAAACCCAACUAACUUUUGAUAAUACUUAAUAAUAACCAAUGGGAAUAACGGUACUUAGAGAAAUCAAACGAACGAAACGAUAGCAAAGCGAUUUUCAUUGGUGAUAACUAACAAGGGAGAUAACGAACCUUUGAUAAUACGUAAUAAUAGUCAAGGGGAAUAACCCAUAACCGUACCUUGUGGUAAUCAAAUGAUAAUACAUGGAAAUAUGGCAAACCGAUAUUUAACUAAGGUCGAUACAAAAUAAUACGUAAUAAUCAAGACAAAUAAGUUCAAAUAACAGAUAACCUUACUUUGUGAUAACCAACAGGAAUGCAUUCAUUAAAUGAAAACUUUGCAAAAACUAAAAGGAAAUAACCAUAUGAGGUAAUUCGGUCACACCAAAAGGACGUACCCGUAACCAACGUGAUGAUAACCAAGGGAAGUAACCAAAUUAUAAUAACGGUAAUUGGUAAUAACCAAAGGGAAUACCCGAAACGGGGACAUGAAUUUGAGAUAACCAGGGAGAGUAACAAUAAGCGAACUUUAUGAUAACUAUACUAGAGGGAAUAAAAAAUUUAAAAUUUAGCUUGGUGAUAACGAGAAAAUAACUAAAAAGCGGACUUGGUGAUAACUAGUGUAGACGAACAUUGAGCCUCAGCAGUAUCCAAAAUGAACAAUCAAUAAAUGGGUCUGAAUAUAACCAAAUGGAACAGCCCGAACAGCAGACAUAGAAGUGUCUGAUUAUGGUUGUAACAAAUAAUAACAUUCAAUAGCUAUACUACCUGGAUAUUUUACUUGGUUUUCUUCUUUUGUUUACUUAAAAGUGUUCCAUGGUUUAUACAUAUAUAUACAUUAUGAAUUUAAUGAUAAUAUAACCAAAGUAAAAUGUAUUUUGUAAAUACUAUAAAUAAAGUUGAAUUUUUCGUUGAUGUAUAUGUCUGAAUAUAACCAAAUAAAACAGCCCAAACAGCAGACAUAGAAGUGAUCCAUAUGUCUGAUUAAUGUUGUAACAAAUAAUAACAUUCAAUAGCUACUACCUGGAUAUUUUACUUGGUUUUCUUCUUUUGUUUACUUAAAAGUGUUCCAUGGUUUACAAAUAUAUAUACAUUAUGAAUUUAAUGAUAAUAUAACCAAAGUAAAAUGUAUUUUGUAAAUACUAUAAAUAAAGUUGAAUUUUUCGUUGAUGUAUUUGUAAACUGUUUUCUUGUAUUUGACUUGAGCAAGUUCCAGUAUUUGAGAAUAUGCAUUGUGAAUGAAGUGGUAUUGUGACAAAAA